This is a messenger RNA of Aspergillus caelatus, 2014 nucleotides long. RefSeq names its product putative MFS monosaccharide transporter. Bases 224 to 1885 code for a protein of 553 amino acids. Gene Ontology annotation, molecular function: carbohydrate:proton symporter activity. Gene Ontology annotation, biological process: transmembrane transport; carbohydrate transport. The transcript has 7 exons. The record is from RefSeq and is a predicted model, not a curated record. Lineage: Eukaryota; Fungi; Ascomycota; Eurotiomycetes; Eurotiales; Aspergillaceae. Gene Ontology annotation, cellular component: membrane.
AGAAUAGCCGUCAGCCAUCGGCCGAUUGCAGUUUUUCGGCAAGCCCAUAUAUAGACCUCGUAUCACCCCACAGGUGUCUGUGGGAGGUCUCUGGCGGUACUAUUCGUAUCUUAACCUUUCUAUAAAGCUAUUUGAGCAAGAAGUGGAGGGUCCCGAGGCGCCCCCUUUGUUGGGUUAUUGAGUCAUUCUUCGCUGUUAAUUUUCAAGACAUUGGCUUCUCGCCAUGUGUGAUCAGAUACCCAAGUGGAAUGUUGUCCACAAAUUGGAGAAGCGCAAGCUUCUCAUCGGCAUCAACAGUGUUGCGGCGUUGUCGAUUCUUUUCUUCGGCUACGACCAGGGCAUGAUGGCAGGAGUCAACAACUCGAAAGACUACAUCGACCUCAUGGGAUUCGGGUACACCGAGAUGAAGGACGGCUAUCUCACCCCAGUUGUGACGGACAGUCUGCUGCAAGGUGGAAUCGUGUCAGUCUAUUAUCUGGGGACAUUGUUCGGCGCACUCCUUGGUGGCUGGACCGGAGAUCGUAUUGGCCGGAUCAAGACCAUUGCGGCAGGCGCUCUCUGGGCUAUUCUUGGUGCUGCAUUGCAGUGUUCCGCGCAAAACCACAACUGGAUGAUUUGCUCGCGUUUUAUCAAUGGCAUUGGCACUGGUAUUCUGAACGCAAUUGUUCCGGUCUGGGCGACAGAGACUGCCGAGCACACAUCUCGAGGACAAUUUAUUGCAAUUGAAUUUACUCUGAACAUCUUCGGUGUCGUCCUAGCUUAUUGGCUGGAAUUUGGACUGUCCUUCAUCGAUGGGGGGAAGUCUCCAUUCCGCUGGCGAUUCCCGAUCGCGUUCCAAAUCAUCUUUUUACUCCUCCUGUUUGUCGUUGUUUGGUUUUUCCCAGAGUCCCCACGAUGGUUGGUUAAAGUCGGUCGCGAGCAAGAAGCCCGCUACAUUCUUGGGCGGCUCCGUGGAAGCAGCGAUGAGGACGCAGUUCGCGCUGAGGCGGAGUUCCGGGACAUCCAAAACGUGGCAGAGAUGGAGAAAAGCAUGAACCAUAGCACUUCUUAUUUGGCGAUGCUCUUCGGCUACAAAACAGGCAAGCUACAUCUUGGGCGACGUGUCCAACUGGUAGUCUGGCUGCAGAUCAUGCAGGAAUGGGUCGGCAUUGCUGGUGUUACCGUUUAUGCUCCAACUAUCUUUAGCAUUGCUGGAUUCGACUCGAUGAAGAGCCAGUGGAUCAGUGGUUUGAAUAAUGUCUUCUAUAUGUUUGCUACCCUUGUCUGUGUCUUCACACUUGACCGGAUUGGUCGUAGGUGGACUUUGUACUGGGGAUCCACCGCGCAGGGUAUCGCCAUGUUCCUAGCCGGAGGCUUCUCCCGGCUUGCCAUUGAUGCCCGAGCGGAUGGAAAUCUCUCUCGGGCCAACUCCUUUGGCGCCGCCGCAGCGUCGAUGGUCUUCAUUUUCACUUCUGUCUUUGGAGCUACGUGGUUGACAGUACCAUGGAUCUAUCCUGCUGAGAUAUAUCCGUUGGCGGUCCGCGCAAAAGGAAACGCCUGGGGUGUUGUGGGAUGGAGUAUUGGAAACGGCUGGCUGACUCUGUUGUGCCCAGUGAUGUUCGAGGCCAUCGGCGAAAAGACGCUGUAUGUAUUUGCGGCCAGCAAUGUCAUCACCAUCCCGAUGGUAUGGGCUCUUUAUCCGGAGAGUAACCAGCGGACACUGGAGGACAUGGACUUGCUGUUUGCUGCCGAUACACCCUGGGUGUGGGAUGCCGAGCGCACUUUCGCCCGUCUCAAGGCGGAAAAUCCAGGGUACAUUGAAACAGCCAACCGCAAGAACAGCGCGGUGGAUCCGGAGAUGGGGAAGCCGACAGAUGCACAUGAGGAGCAUGCUUUGAGUGCGUAGUGGGGAGGACUUUUUGCACAUGGAUGAGGAACGACUCAACGAGGUGACGGUUGAACACGCUAUAAUAUACAUGUAGAUCAGGGAUACCCACUUGUGCGAUAUACCCGACGCCAUAUUGCAAAGACUGGU